Molecule: messenger RNA, 2727 nt
Organism: Arxiozyma heterogenica
Lineage: Eukaryota; Fungi; Ascomycota; Saccharomycetes; Saccharomycetales; Saccharomycetaceae
Gene: IOC2
Product: Ioc2p
Exons: 1
Coding region: 1-2727 (908 amino acids)
Source: RefSeq, a predicted model, not a curated record
AUGAAAAGGACUAGAAGAUCCACAAGAAUUUCUUAUGCUGAACCGUCAUUAGAUCUAGAUGAUCUUAUUCCAGAGAACGAAGUUUCUUCCAUGAGGACAACAAGACGAUCAACAAGGUCAACGAGACACUCAAGAGAGCUUAAUAAAUUGGAGAUUCAAAAGAAAGAGCUGGAGAUAGAACAAUUGGAGUUUGUUAAGCCACAAAAGAAAUUAAAAGUUGAUAUUAAGCCUUUAUUCAAGGAUUUCGAUUGGAAAAAUUAUGUAAGUGAAGAUACUUUACGUCAUGUGGAGAAGACAGUGCUUCCUGAUUUCCCAAAUGACUCAAAAAAUCAAAUAUCUGAUUUGAUCAAGACUUGGUAUUAUCAUUAUGUUAUGUCAUGGCUCAAUAAUGUUUGUGAUUCAUAUGUUACUACAAUAUUGAAUUCCGUCAAGCCUUUUUGGAAAGAUAUUAAAUUUGAUGAAAUUUUAUUCCUACAGGAUUUUUGUUCAUUUAAUCAACUAGAUGGUAAUACUAUUGAAUUAAAUGAUGAUAAUUUGUCUAGUAAUAAUAAUAAUAGUUCUUUAACAAAAAAUUUAGUUGAAUUAAUUAAGUUGAGAUUGUUGAGAUUAUUAACGAAUAGUAGGAGCCAUACACUGAAUGAAUGGGACUCAAUCAUCAAAGAACAAUUAAAAAUCUAUUAUCCUGCUCAUGAUGUCAUUGAUUUGAAUCUAAAAUUUCAUGAUUUGCCGUUCAUAGAACAAUUUAAAUGUUAUUACUAUAUUAUUAAAAUCAUUGAAAAUAAAAGUAUGACAUUUAAAAAUUAUCUAAAUAGUCAUCUUGAUUUAUUUCAAUUUUCAUCGAUCAAAAAUGAUAAAUCUGAAAAUUCCCGAAUUGUGGUUUUACCAACACAUGGCUCAAUUGUAGAGGUAAAGACAACUUUUAGUGAUGAUAGUGAUUCUGGUUCUUCUAAUAAACUGAGAGUUCCAAUUAAAUUGAAAAAUUGUACUAUAAUUAAAGAAAAUAAAGCAAAUAACGAGAAGGAGUUGAUACACUUAGAUUAUUCCAAUGAGAUUGAUUCCUAUUUGCAAUCUAUUAAAAUACAGUAUAAUGUUUUAUCAUGGGAUUGGCCAAGUUUCAUUGAAUAUGUUAAGAUGAAUCCAAGUGAAUUUUUGACUGAUUUUAUAGAGAUUAAGAUGGCACACCUCUUAUAUUCUUCUAAAUUACUGGCUCAAAGGGAAAAGGCCAAAUCUAUUUCUUUAUUAAUGGUGAAUAGGAAAAGAUCAUCAAGGUUGGUGGCAAGAGAAGAAGAAGCUAAGAGAAAAGAGAUCAGUAAUACAAUUCAAGAUAAAUUGGAUGAUAGAAUGUAUUUUUUGAAAAAUAGACAUAGAUCAUUGUCUAAAUAUAAUAAAAAGUUGAAAGAUAUAAUUUGGAAUAUUCUGUGGUAUAAAUUUGAUCAAGAUUUUAGAUUAAUUAAAAUUAGAGAUAAAAGCAUACAAAAAUUUAUUAAAGAUGAUGAAAAAUUGACAGAGACCGAUAUUAGAAUUAUAAAUAAUGGUGCAUAUUUUACACAAUCCAUAAUUGACAUUGAUGAUGAAUCUAUGUAUAUCCAUGACACAUGUAACAAUGAUCCAGAACAUCUUAUUCAAGAAAUUCCCUCAAGUUUGUGUAUUGAUAGUACUGAUAUUAAAUUGGCUACAGAGAAUGGCAUUGAUUUAAAUAGUAUUAAUAAACCAGACGUAAAAGAUUGGAUAUUCCAUUGCAUAUGUGAUAAUUCGAUUUUUAAACAAGUUCAUACUGAAAUGGAUGAUUAUAAAGAAGAGAUUAUGAAUAAUGACUUGAUAUAUAAUCAUAAAUUAAUAUGUUGUGACCUUUGUAACAUCUGGGAACACUGGGACUGUCAACCUCAAGAAAAUAUAGAUUACCUAGCACAGAUGCAUGCGCCAAUACCUAAAAAAGGUGGUGAUAUCCCAAAGAUUAAACAAUUAACAGAAAAAGAUUUUAGCAUUGUGGUGUUAGGUAAGUUGACUGGUGAAAACUAUUCUGAGUUAAAUCAGCGUAAACUAAGAAAGAGAGUAGAGUAUGAUGGUGGCAAUUAUGAUGAUGAUGACGAUGAUUAUGUUCAAAGAGGGGAUGGUGCUGAUAAUAGAAGAACAUAUAGAAGGUCAACACGGCUAGCUAGUUUAGAACAAGUGCAGAAAAAUGAAGAUAACGAUGUAUCAGGAGUGCAAAAUGAUAAUGAUAAUGAUACAAAUAGCUUACGUCCCGCCGAUUUACGUCCAAGAUAUGGACAAACGUCACCAUAUAUAUGUGGAUUCUGUAUGAGACAUUGGGAAAAGGAAUUAAGAUCAGUAUUUAUACCAGAAUUAGAAAUUAUUAGAGUUAAGCAAAGAAAAGGACAUGAUGACAGAGAAAGAAGAAAACAGAAGAAAUUAGAGAAACAAAGAUUAGAAGAGAUGACCAAGAGUAAUACAGAUCAUAAUAAUAAUAAUAAUAAUAAUAAUAAUAUGAGGCCAACAAAUUCAUCAAUGAAUGGACAGGAAAAAGAAGAAGUACAACGUAUCACUACUAAUACUGAUACCGGUCUUACAACUAAUGUUAUUAGUAAUGGUGAGUCUAUUUCCUCACUCAAAACUGCAAUCACUCCACAAAGAACACUUGAUAUCAGUACAGAUCCAAUAGUUUCAAUUACUAAUACCAACACUACUACAAUAUCCACUAGUAGGAUCAUUCCCACAAUGCCGGAAUAG